AUGGAGCGGGAUGAGUAUCGGCGCUACGGGAAGGAGUUGGUGGACUACAUCGCCGAAUACCUGAGAUUGGUGCGCCAGCGCCGCGUUUUCCCGGAUGUGAAGCCUGGGUUCCUGCGGCCCCUGAUCCCGAUGUCUGCUCCCCAGGACCCCGAGAGCUGGAGCAGCAUCUUCGCCGACAUCGAGAGGGUCAUCAUGCCUGGGCUCGUCCACUGGCAAAGCCCGCACAUGCACGCCUACUUCCCGGCUCUCUGCUCCUGGCCGUCGCUGCUCGGGGACAUGUUGUCAGAUGCCGUGAACUGCUUGGGAUUCACCUGGGCCUCGAGUCCCGUCUGUACCGAGCUGGAGAUGUGUGUGUUGGAUUGGCUGGCUACCAUGCUGGGUCUCCCGAGUCAGUUCCUGCACUAUCACCCUGAGAGCCAUGGAGGGGGAGUACUGCAGGGCACGGUCAGCGAGUCGACACUGAUUGCCAUGCUGGCUGCAAGAAAAGCCAAGAUCGCUGAGCUAAGGAGCGGUGAGCCGAACACAGAUGAUGCUGUGCUCACCUCCCGUCUUGUGGCAUAUGCCUCGGACCAGGCCCACUCUUCAGUACAGAAAGGUGCUCUCAUUACUUUAGUGAAACUCCGCUCACUGGAGACGGAUGGUGACUUCUCUCUUCAAGCUGAGACUCUGAUGCAAGCGUUGGAAGCUGAUCGAAAUCAAGGUCUUGUUCCAUUCUUUCUCUGUGCCACAUUGGGAACUACGGGUGUGUGUGCAUUCGACUGCCUGGACGAACUUGGACCCCUUUGUACCCGCGAAGGUCUGUGGCUUCACGUGGAUGCAGCGUACGCCGGCGCCGCCUUGGUGUGCCCCGAAUUCCGUGACUGCCUCGGCGGGGUGCAGCACGCCGACUCGUUCACGUUCAACCCUGCCAAGUGGAUGAUGGUUCACUUUGACUGCGCCGCGCUGUGGUGA
This is a messenger RNA of Mobula hypostoma (lesser devil ray), 951 nucleotides long. Its product is annotated as histidine decarboxylase-like. The transcript has 8 exons. Gene Ontology annotation, molecular function: histidine decarboxylase activity; pyridoxal phosphate binding. NCBI's taxonomy places the organism in Eukaryota, Metazoa, Chordata, Chondrichthyes, Myliobatiformes, Myliobatidae. Gene Ontology annotation, cellular component: cytoplasm. Gene Ontology annotation, biological process: histamine biosynthetic process; L-histidine catabolic process. The record is from RefSeq and is a predicted model, not a curated record. Bases 1 to 951 code for a protein of 316 amino acids.